Molecule: messenger RNA, 926 nt
Organism: Anopheles stephensi (Asian malaria mosquito)
Lineage: Eukaryota; Metazoa; Arthropoda; Insecta; Diptera; Culicidae
Exons: 2
Coding region: 58-906 (282 amino acids)
Source: RefSeq, a predicted model, not a curated record
GCUCUGGUUUGUUGUCAACAACAAAUAAAUACACAAACCCAACACAUUGGCGCAAAAAUGAGCGAUCUUCCUAUCACCACCAAUUUCUCAGAAAAGUUACUUCCCGAGAACGAUGUCGAACAGGACAUACCGGCAUUUAAAGUGAUCGACCGAAGAAAACUGCUGUACGAAAAAAUGGAAGUGAUUGAUCUUACCGAGGAUGAGUUUCUGAGAGAAUUCAAAACCUUUCUAAACACGCUCAGCGACCAUCGGCUAGAUGUUGAUGCACGGCGCUCUGGUACAAAGGCUAAAUCCAAUUCGGUUAUCUACACUCUAAGCGUACCGGUUGUCUUUCUGUCUCAUGUUCGAACACACCAAGACACCUUCAUUAACGAGCUGUUCAGGAUAAACUUCUCCAGCUCAAUGGUGUACGGGCAGUUAACGGCCAAAACGUACCGAGACGAUGUUACCAUCUAUCAAUUAGACGAUGGAACAGCAAAGGUUGAAGUGUACUACCGACCAUCGAACAACAAAAUGCUUGAUUAUCUACACAAGCUGGUAUGUUGCGAAGAUUCACUUCGCAAGAAAUCUUCGCCAAUGAAUGACGAAUCAAUCCCGACAUCUGUCGAGCUCAGACGCCAUCUCCGGUUACUGAUAUCGAUGGCCAAAGCGCGGUGCCACACACACCUAGCUCAUUUAAACCUACGAACGCAUUGCUUUGUUAUCGGACGCCCUUUCGUGGGCAAUGAAGGGCGCAUAGCUGUGUUUGCCGAAACCAUACUGCCCGACGCUGAGCUCGGCUAUUCGUGCGAGCUGUUCUGGAAAAGUUUUCUCCUUUCCGUUUACGAACCACUGAUUGAAAGCACCGUUGCGGAUAACAAUCGCAUUGCCUACAUAACCGAAAGACUGAAUAAAUUGAGCUUAUAAACGCAUUUCUCUGUUGCAAA